Messenger RNA from Plodia interpunctella (Indianmeal moth), 2993 nucleotides. RefSeq names its product vacuolar protein sorting-associated protein 41 homolog (gene lt). Gene Ontology annotation, molecular function: protein binding. The record is from RefSeq and is a predicted model, not a curated record. NCBI's taxonomy places the organism in Eukaryota, Metazoa, Arthropoda, Insecta, Lepidoptera, Pyralidae. Bases 195 to 2729 code for a protein of 844 amino acids. The transcript has 2 exons. Gene Ontology annotation, biological process: intracellular protein transport; macroautophagy; cellular response to starvation. Gene Ontology annotation, cellular component: late endosome; HOPS complex.
UUGUCACUCAGUUGUCAGUUGCAGAUAGAAUACAGUCAUAUAAAAAAUAUUUUUACGAAAACUAACGAAAUUGAACAAAAAAAUAAAAUACGUAAAUCACUUUAAAGUGAGAAUUAAUUAUUUUCUUAAUACUAUUAAAACUUGUAAUAUGUGAUUAUUAGAAAGCGUUAACGACGUUCCAUAAAACAAUAACCAUGGCUCUGAAUUUGGAGAGCUGCGAUAGCCUGCCUCCAGAUGAAGAGCCGAAGUUGAAAUACGAUAGAAUGGGUAACGAUGUGCAAAACAUUCUGCAAAAAGACGCAGUGAGUUGUAUCUGUGUUCAUACAAAAUUCAUUUGCCUCGGCACGCAAUGGGGUGUGAUUCACCUAUUGGACCACGAAGGGAAUACUGUGCCAAUCUCGCAAGACGGAAAGGACAAAGAGCUGCAGGCUCACGCGAUCGCUGUGAACAAAAUCUCGGUGGACGUGAAUGGAGAUUACAUUGCGAGCUGCUCGGACGACGGCAAAGUGCUGGUAUACGGCCUCUACUCCAGCGACAAUGCACACAGCUUGCCUCUAGGAAGAGUUAUCAAAUCUGUAGCUUUGGAUCCAUUUUACUUCAAAUCAGGAUCUGGCAGAAGAUUCCUCACAGGUGAUACAAAGCUUACACUGUAUGAGAAAACAUUCCUAAAUAGACUGCGGAGUACAGUAUUGUUUGAGUGUGAGGGCCAUGUGCAGGCCAUUUCCUGGCACGACCGGUUCAUAGCUUGGGCCAGUGAGGUCGGUGUCCGGGUGUACGAUCUCCAGGCUAGGUGUUCCCUGGGCCUUAUCCAGUGGGAGAAGAGCCCCAAUAGAUCCAUUGAAGAUUACCGUUGCAAUCUACUGUGGUCAGCCCCCAAAACUCUGAUGAUAGGAUGGGUUGACACUGUUAGAAUAUGUGUCAUCAGGAAGCGUAGCCAAAUAGAGCUGCAGACCAGAGAUGUCACUGAGUAUUUAGUGGACCCUGUGUACACAUUUCAAAUAGAUUAUUAUAUUUGUGGGCUGGGCCCCUUUGACGACCAGCUAGUGUUGCUUGGUGUGCCCAAGGAUUGUGAUCCAGAAACGGGCAAGGCCCAGCGACCUGUAUUGAUGGUGGCCGAUUAUAAAGACUGUGAAUUUUGUGAAGUGUCUACUGACGUCCUCAAUAUUCGGGGGUAUGAAGAAUAUUCUUGCAAUGAUUACUACCUUGACAUGCUCAUAGAAGAAAAUCGAUUUUUCAUUGUUUCCCCAAAAGAUAUACUUGUAGCUAGUCCUUAUGAUAUUGAUGAAAAAAUUACUUGGCUUAUGGAGUAUGGCCGCUUUGACAAGGCAAUGGCAAUACUUGAGGAAGUGGGUGGCAAAACAUCAAAGCACUCAUUGGUAGUUGUAGGAGUGCAGUAUUUAGACCGUUUGUUAUCAGAGCAUCUGUUUGAGGAGGCGGCAAUCCUAUGUGCUCGCAUCUGCAAGAAUGAGAAGGUCCUAUGGGAAAAUCAAAUUGUUAAAUUUGCUGAAGUAAACCAGCUCCGGGCUAUAAGCUCAUAUGUACCCAAAAAUCCAGAGCAGUGCUUGAGCCCACACAUUUAUGAACUUAUAUUUUAUGAGUACUUAAAGGUGGAUCCCCAGGGAUUCCUCAAGCUGGUGAAGGAGUGGAACCACAAGUUGUACAACACAGGUGUCAUUAUUAAGGGAGUGCUGGACCACUUGCUCACAACUGAAGUAGAUAAAAACAUCUACCUCGAAGCCCUAGCCUUGCUAUAUUGCUAUCAAAGGAAAUAUGACAAAGCCCUGAAUGCAUACCUGAAACUUCAACAUAAAGAUGUAUUCAAACUUAUUUCUCGUUACAAAAUGUAUAAUGUGAUUCAUGACAAAAUUCUGGACCUGAUGACCCUGGACUGCAAUGAGGCAAUAUCCCUUCUACUAGAAAAUAAAAUUCCAGUUGAAGUAGUAGAGAAACAACUCGAGAAACAUGACUAUUUGUUAUUCCAGUUUCUACACGCUUACAGCAAGAAGGAGCGCUUACAGCCUGAUGAGAGAGAAAAUAGUAGAUAUCAUGGGAAGCUAGUCAGGCUGUAUGCAAAGUUUGACAAAGAAAAAUUGCUACCAUUCCUCAAAUGCAGUGACAAUUAUCCUAUCCAGGAAGCACUGGAUGAGUGCAGAAGUAAUGAGUUUUAUCCAGAAAUGGUGUUCCUGCUGGGGCGUAUGGGCAACACACGGGAAGCUCUGCAGAUCAUCAUUGAGCAGCUCCAUGACAUCAAGCAAGCCAUCUCCUUUUGCCAGGAGCAUAACGACAAGGAGCUCUGGACAGACCUCAUCAAACAAACGGUGGACAAGCCGGAAUAUGUAACAUUGCUCUUGAAGAGGAUAGGCAACUAUGUGGACCCUCGCAUGUUAAUACAGAAUAUAAAAUCAGGCUGUGAAAUCAAAGACUUGAAAGAGUCAUUAGCAAAAAUGAUGUGUGAUUACAGGCUCCAGCUGUCGGUGCAAGAGGCCUGCAAGGUCAUCACACUAAGGAAUUUCUUUGAAAUACAUGAAAAGCUCAUUGUUGGUCAGCAGAGAGGUAUAUCAGUGACCGAUGACUUUCUGUGUUGUGUAUGCCAAGGCCGUAUAAUCAUGAAGGACCUGUCGAAUGCUUCAAACCUAAAAGUGUACAACUGCAGACAUUCCUAUCACAUAGAAUGCCUGCCGGACGGGGCGGAGUCCAACUGCCCGGUGUGCAGUGCGGUACGCUUGUGACACACACGCACACACGACAAGCUCAAUAUUUGCUCCUAGGUGGAUAAUCAAACUCAAAUCAACUCAAACUAUCCAAAUAAUAUUUUUCCAUGUAACUAGUGAUAACAAUGUACCUACUUACGAUUAUUCAAUCAGUUGGACUAAUUAAUGAGGUUUACAUGAUAACUCUAUUUGGUGCUUUUGUAAUAAAGUGGCUUUUGUAUUAUUUUCCUGUUUUAAGUUAUAGCCAUAUAAUGUAUUUAUAAAAUAAAAAUUUAACUAAAA